AUGAAGUUAAAUGUUCUGUUUUUACAUGGACUUGUACAGACGCCUGAAAUGCUCUCAGAGAGCUUCUCUAACUUAAACAAAAGCUUAUCAAAGAUAUUGAAUAUAACAUAUUUAAAAUCGCCGUACGAGUUAAAGAACUUUCCUGCAUUUUGUAAAAUAACAAGUGAAAAGACGGAUGAGGAAAUUAAGGAGUUAGAGAAAAUUGUAAGGGAAAAUUAUUAUAGAAGAAAGGGUAAGAAGAACACAUACGGAGGGACUUGGUUCUUCACUGACUCUGAUGGAAAUUAUUCACCUCAGCUAAAAAAUGUUAAAAUCAUAGGAUUAGAGGAAUCACUUGAUUUUGUACUAAAUGAGUGUAAAAGAACAAAUUGUGACGGCCUUUUAGGUUUUAGCCAGGGAUCGUUAAUUUCAGCAAUAUUAGCCAAAAAAACACUAAAUGACCCAACUUUAGGAUGGAAGGCCAAAUUUUGCAUACUUUUUAGUUCACCCAUGCCUUAUGCAACUUCACUUAACACCCUUCUCACCUCAGGAGAUAAAAUUAAAACUCCUUCCUUACACAUUUUGGGGAAAAGUGACGUUAUGGUUCCUAAUCAUAGAUCUCUACUAUUAACUGAGUGUUUUGUUGAUCCUAUUAUCCAUUAUCAUGAGGGGGGACACGACAUUCCUCAUUCUGACGAUGUUUCAGUUUAUGAGAAUUUUUUAUCUAAAUUUCUUUGA
This is a messenger RNA of Theileria annulata, 717 nucleotides long. RefSeq lists its product as uncharacterized. The transcript has a single exon. The record is from RefSeq and is a predicted model, not a curated record. Bases 1 to 717 code for a protein of 238 amino acids. NCBI's taxonomy places the organism in Eukaryota, Apicomplexa, Aconoidasida, Piroplasmida, Theileriidae. Gene Ontology annotation, cellular component: cytoplasm; nucleus.